AUGAAAUCAUCUAUCUUUAUCCUUCUUGUUGUUCUCGUUGCUUUAGUUUCUCUUGACUUUAUCGAAGCCCAAAAAGAAAAACCUAAUAAAUAUAAAACUCCUCCACCAGCUGGUAUCUGUAAAAAAUUCCCCAUAAAAGCUAAUGGAAAACAAAACCCAAAAGGACAAUGCUCAAGUCAACUUCUAGGUGAAGUACCAGGAGUUUCAAAAAUGGUUUCCACUAUCAUUACGCUUCCUCCAAAUGGUGCCAAAAUCCCUGCCAAAAAAAGUUUCAAAAUUAGAGUUCUGGUUUCCAACUUACAAACUGGUUUCUUCUCUGACCCUGAGACUGAUUACUACGACGUACCCCAAACACUUACAAAAGCUGGAGUUAUCCAGGGACAUGCUCACGUUACCGUUCAAAAAUUGAUUGGAAAAGGAGUUCCUGAUCCAACUAAAUUUGACUUUUUCCAAGGUUUAAAUGAACGAGCUGAUAGUAAAGGAGGAUUAGAAGCAAUAGUUCCAGGAAAUUUAACCAAAGGUCUUUAUCGUCUUUGCACGAUGGUUGCAUCAGAAAGUCAUCAACCUGUUGUUAUGCCUGUUGCUAAACGUGGAUCUCAAGAUGAUUGCAUCCGUUUCUCAAUCGUUUAA
Messenger RNA from Diversispora eburnea, 630 nucleotides. Lineage: Eukaryota; Fungi; Glomeromycota; Glomeromycetes; Diversisporales; Diversisporaceae. The record is from the annotation of a GenBank genome assembly.